CAGAUUAACAGGAACUUCACAAGCACAUCAACAUACUUUGGCUUGCAACUGGAAGUGUAACACGCUGAAGUCUCCUGGGUUAAAGAUGAGCAGCGCUGGAGAUUGCUGCUUGAUGAAAUCCCCCUCUUCAGAGAGGAAGAGGCUGUCACUGGGACCCCAGAACCACUGUGAACAGAUUGAACGAUGGCUGCAGCCCUUCAGACUGUCCCAGGAGCAGCUCGCUGACAUCUCUGCCCGCCUGCUCACAGACAUGGAGAGGGGGCUGGGGGAGCACACCCACGCCCAGGCCACGGUCAAGAUGCUGCCCACGUUUGUGAGGUCCACGCCGGACGGCUCAGAGUCGGGGGACUUCCUGGCACUGGAUCUAGGCGGGACCAAUUUCCGUGUUCUGCUGGUCAAGGUGGUGGCAGAUGGGAACAGACAGGUGAAGAUGAAGAGCGAGAUAUGUGCCAUCCCCGAGGAGAUCAUGCUGGGCACCGGCACACAGCUGUUUGACCACAUCGCUGCCUGCCUGGCUCAGUUCCUGGACUUGCAGGGAAUCAAAGACCAGAUCCUGCCCCUGGGCUUUACCUUCUCCUUUCCCUGUGAACAGAAAGACCUGGACCAGAGCGUGCUGAUCUCCUGGACGAAGGGGUUCAAGUGCUCCGGCGUGGAAGGGCAGGACGUGGUGAAGCUGCUCAGGGAAGCUAUCCACAGGAGGGGGGAUUAUGAUAUCGGCUCGGUGGCUAUGGUAAAUGACACUGUGGGGACCAUGAUGAGCUGUGGGUACAAGGAUCACAGCUGUGAGAUCGGCCUGAUUGUAGGCACUGGGACGAACGCUUGCUACAUGGAGGAGCUGCGCAAUGUGAAGAGAGUGAACGGAGAUGAAGGGCUCAUGUGUGUGAAUAUGGAGUGGGGCGCCUUCGGAGAUGACGGGGUGCUGUCCGACAUCCAGACCGAGUUUGACCGGGAGGUGGAUGGCAAGUCCUUGAACCCGGGCAGGCAGACCUUUGAGAAGAUGAUCAGUGGGAUGUACAUGGGGGAGAUAGCCCGUCUCAUCCUGGUCAAACUGGCCAAUGAGAAGCUGCUGUUCCGAGGAAAGACGACGCCAGCCCUACUCGCCAGGGGCAGCUUCAAAACCAAACACAUCUCUGAAAUCGAGAAGGAUAUGGGCAGCCUGACCCGAGCCCGAGAGAUCCUGAUGAACCUGGGGCUGCAGUGCAGCGAGGAGGACGCCGCCGUGGUCCAGCAGGUCUGUGUGGCUGUGUCCACACGUUCCGCCCAGCUCUGCGCGGCCGCCCUAGCAACAGUCACCAAGCGCAUCCGUGUGAACCGAGGACUGGAGCGCCUCAGCACCACAGUCGGGGUGGAUGGGACAGUCUACAAGAUGCACCCCUGGUUCAGCCAACGCAUGCAGGCAGCUCUGUUCUCGCUGGCCCCAGAGUGUGACAUCUCCUUCCUGCUGUCGGAGGAUGGCAGUGGGAAGGGCGCUGCCUUGGUGAUGGCGGUGACCAAGAGGCUGGCCAAUGGACCGCACCUCCUUGACAAUGCCACUCAGGAGGACUGAACAGCAGGAAGUGGCCGCGCGUGUGGAGCGGGAGACACGCUGCAGCCUGCUCACUGCAACACUCUCAAAUAGAAAGUGAAAUGACCACAGCAUGUUCCUUUAUUAUAUGAAGCUUGUGUGCAACAGGAGGCACUGGAAUUAGAAACCGGUGCCUAAGGGGUGUUAUUGAGAGGGCUGGGUUAAUUAACGCUGCUAAUGAUUUUCACCUCUAGAGGUCAAAUCUGUCUCAGGUCACAUGUGAAAUUAAUGAAAACCACGUGGAAAUCCAUCACACAACUGGACAAAGUAGCCGGUGUUCCCUUGAGAGAGGCCCAGAGCUGGCAGGCAGGCAGGGAGGUUCAAGCCAGGAUUGAGGUUCACUCCCAGAGCUGUGAGCCAGCGUCUCUUCCAUGAGCACUAAACCCUCAAUUAAAGAAACAGAAAGAGAUGUGAUUAUAUGUGACUCUGAGCAUUGAGAAGGGGCUCCGAGAGGCAGGAUAGAGGCAGUGUUUAGUCAUGUAUAGCAGUCCUGUGCUAAUGCUGGCUCUAUACAGGUCCAGUGUCCUGUACAAGCACAUUGCAAAAUACGCUUCCAUUAUAGCACAUCAGUGCGGUACUGUUUAUAUUAUGCACUGAACAAAGAAAAACACACAAUUUAAAAAACUCCCUUUUUUACAACCAGUUUAUUGUGUUGAUGGCUUUAUUCAUUUCAGUGUGUGUUGAAUUUUAUUUAACCCUUUCAAGCAUGGCAACCUCAUUUGGGGACGACUAAAAAAAAACCUAUUCUCGUCUUUAUAUGGGGAUAUAUGAAAGAUGCAAAUGCAUGAUAGCCUCAUAUUCUUUCAAUAUUUAAUGCAUGAAAGAGUUAAAGUCUGAUAUGUCUCCUCAUUUCGAAUGAUUGUGCUUUGCAAAUAUCCCUAGCCGAUAGAGUCUCCCUCUAGUGGAGGACUGUGGUACUGCAUAAAGUCAUUUCGUAACAUGUCAUUAGCUUGUGUGUUGUGGCUGUGUCCUUAUUCUAUAUAUACAUGAAGUACAUGUGAAGUUAAGAAUCUUGGAAUUAUUAUUAUUAUUAUUAUUAUUAUUGGUGGUCAUGGAUAUAGCGGUUUGUAACUGGUUAUGCAAUAAAUGUGUCUUUCCUUCCAGAA
Polyodon spathula (Mississippi paddlefish) is the source of this 2670-nucleotide messenger RNA. Its product is annotated as hexokinase-2-like. Gene Ontology annotation, cellular component: mitochondrion; cytosol. The record is from RefSeq and is a predicted model, not a curated record. NCBI's taxonomy places the organism in Eukaryota, Metazoa, Chordata, Actinopteri, Acipenseriformes, Polyodontidae. The coding region runs from base 86 to 1546 and encodes 486 amino acids. Gene Ontology annotation, biological process: intracellular glucose homeostasis; glucose 6-phosphate metabolic process; glycolytic process. The transcript is spliced from 11 exons. Gene Ontology annotation, molecular function: mannokinase activity; D-glucose binding; glucokinase activity.